Sinocyclocheilus anshuiensis is the source of this 1841-nucleotide messenger RNA. Its product is annotated as stathmin-2-like. The record is from RefSeq and is a predicted model, not a curated record. Gene Ontology annotation, biological process: microtubule depolymerization; neuron projection development; regulation of microtubule polymerization or depolymerization. The coding region runs from base 240 to 782 and encodes 180 amino acids. Gene Ontology annotation, molecular function: tubulin binding. Gene Ontology annotation, cellular component: growth cone; cytoplasm; neuron projection. The transcript has 5 exons. NCBI's taxonomy places the organism in Eukaryota, Metazoa, Chordata, Actinopteri, Cypriniformes, Cyprinidae.
ACAGCCUCCUGUACAUUAGAUCGGGCGCGUGACAGCCGUUCACUUGGAACUGCGCGUGAAGGGACAACAGCAGCCAAUCUGACUGAACACACGCGCUCACCAUUCCCCAAGCUGCUCUCUCUCUCUCGCACCCUUUUCCCCAGAGCGCCGUUCUGCUGACUCAGUGCCUUUGUAGAGUGAACCGGUUCCUCGCCACCGAACAGACCUGAGACGCACCAGUCACCGCAACAACUCCAGCCAUGGCCAAAACUGCGAUCGCAUACAAAGAGACGAUGAAGGAGCUGUCCCUCGUCUCCCUCAUCUGCUCCUGUCUCUACCCAGAGGCACGCAAGAACAUCAUGGGUGAGUUUGAAGACAUGGAGGUUAAGCCCAUUAACAAGCGGGCUUCUGGCCAGGCCUUUGAGGUCAUCCUGAAGCCACCCUCUCCCACGGCUGACAGCUCCUACAGCAUCACUACACCUCCUAAAAAGAGGGACAUGUCCCUGGAGGACAUCCAGAAGAAGCUGGAGGCAGCAGAGGACAGGAGGAGAUCCCAGGAGGCUCAAGUCCUGAGGGCCCUGGCUGAGAAACGUGAGCAUGAGCGGGACGUCCUGCUGAAAGCCAUGGAGGAGAACAGCAACUUCAGUAGGAUGGCAGAGGAGAAACUCAUCAUGAAGAUGGAGCAGAUCAAGGAGAACCGCGACACCCACAUUGCAGCAAUGCUGGAACGACUGCAUGAGAAGGAGAAGCACGCUCAGGAGGUGCGCAGAAACAAAGAGCUGAGGGAAGAGUUAACAGCAUGAGCACAUCUCUCUAGACCCACUGUCCCAUCACCUCACAACACUCCCAUCCCCUUACCUGCGACCUCCCGUCCUCAGAGAGACCCCCUCUCACCCCGACACCUCUGCACCAUGUAGAAAAGAGCCUCUGGCACCCCUGCCCUGCCCCGCCCAGACGAAGGGAAUCGACCCUGCCCCCCUCACCAGCAGCAAAUGUUUUUGAUCAAGUUGAAACCAGUCAAAGUGGGUGUGGUUUUUUGUAAAUAUUUCCUAUUUGUUUUAUAUGAGAUAAUUAAAAGUAUUGCAGUGUGCCAUUUUAUAAGUUUCUCUCUGAAUCUUUCUCUUUUAGUGGAUGUACUUGUUUCCUCUCUCUCUCUCUCUCGCUCUCUCUCUCUAUCAGAUCUGCUACAGUUUCUCUUGUACGAGGCUUUAGUGUUUGUGAGUUUGCUGGCUAGCAAUAUCUUCUCUAAACCCAACAAUCAUUUUAGUGUCUCUAUGUCCAUGUGGAGAGAGUAAAAGCCGUCACAGUACGGUACACACAGCUUUAACCGGUCACUAUCAUUGCAUUUACAACAAUCUUUAGCUCUUUCUUCAUACAUUCAUCUGGUAUAUAGUCACAACACACAGACACACACACUUAUAUGAACCCAGUCAGAAUGAUUUCAGUAAAAAAAUGACACGUUGCUUAAGAGGAGCUGUGGUUUGAGCCACACCGAAGUCAUGUGACGUCUCUCGACCCGUGUUUAACCAUAGUCUGGGUUGCAUUGUUGCUGACGCGUAGCAUCAAGUUAACCUUAAAUUCCUGAGAAUCGCUUUAAGUUCUCAAUUCUGAUUCUUCAAAGAUUUAGGGGAUUUCAGAGGGGGAUUUCAGGUGAUAAAAAUGGAUGCCGUGUGUAAAUGUGUGUGUGUCAAGAGCAGUGUGGUUGGAUGGUGUUACCAUGUGCCAUGUGCAAAGUGGCUUUAAUGUCACAAACCUGCCCACCCUCAUCUUUCUCUUCCAGCUGUGUGUUUUAUUCCCUUCACACAUGUAACUUUGAGAGCAUAAGCUGUGGUAAAUAAAGGCUUGGGGUUCUUGAAAUGAGA